AGUAUAACCACCAAAAUUCAAACUUGAAGUAAUGAGUUUUAUGGACAAAAACCUCCAUUGUUGUCGUCAUCAAUCCCACACCUGACACAACGUUGUUUUCUCAGGUUCUGCAACUCCUGGUUGCGCAACUCUUUUUCCAUGCAAAAUAUUUAAUCUUUUCAGAUUGCUGGGUAUACAAAGAUUCAAUUUUUAGUUAGCCAUAGCCAUGAACAGUUUGAAUUUCGCCCCACCAUUUUUCUUCUUCUUCUUCUUUGUGGUGUCUGUUGUUCCUCUCUGUUCAUCUCUCAGUUCGGAUGGGCUGUCGCUUUUAGCUUUGAAAGCCGCCAUUAAUUCCGACCCAGCUCAGGUGCUGGCGAGUUGGUCCGAGUCGGACUCAACGCCUUGCCAGUGGGCUGGGAUAGCCUGUGAUGACACCCACCGAGUAACCUCUGUUUCCCUCUCCGGCAGCAACCUCGCCGGCUACCUUCCCUCCGAAAUCGGCGCUCUGUCUUCUCUCGCCUCUCUUAAUCUCUCCGGCAACAACUUCUCCAACCUCAUUCCUGCUCAUCUCUUCAACGCCACUUCUCUCGUCUCUCUUGAUCUCUCCCGGAACUCCUUCUCCGGCCCCUUGCCGCCCCAAAUCACCACUCUCACAACCCUCACCCAUCUCGACCUUUCGUCCAAUCUCCUUAACGGUUCUCUCCCUGAGGACCUCAUUAGCCUCUCCCACCUCGUCGGAGCCUUGAACCUCUCGUAUAAUUCUUUUUCCGGCCAAGUUCCCGCCUCGUACGGCCGGUUCCCUGCAACGCUCAGCUUGGAUCUCCGGCAUAACAACCUCACCGGAAAAAUACCCACGGAGGGGUCUUUGUUGAACCAGGGACCCACCGCAUUUACCGGGAACCCUUACCUCUGCGGGUUCCCAUUGGAGACUCAAUGCCCGGAGCCAGAAGCUCAAAACCCUAGAAUCUUCCCGAAUCAAGAACCUCCGAAAGAUCCAAUCUUUUCAUCAAAUGAGCUUGGAGAGAGAGGUAAAGCGAGAAACGGGUCCGGGGCGGUUUCUUUAAUUUCCGGCGUCUCGGUGGUGAUCGGAGUGGUGUUUUUUUCGGUAUGGGCAUACCGGAAAAAAUGGAAUUCCGUUGAGGAAAAUCCGGAGAAACAAAACCCGGACACGACGGAAGCGCACAAGACCGAAGAGGGGCAAAAAGAAAAAGAAAAAUACUCAGUUCUCGACGAAGGAUUCUCUUUGGAAAUAGAGGAUUUAUUGAGGGCGUCAGCAUACGUAGUAGGAAAGAGUAGAAGUGGUAUAGUGUAUAAGGUGGUGGUGGGCGGCUCCGCCGUGAGCGGCGGCGCCACCGUGGUGGCAGUGAGACGCCUAAGCGAGGGAGACUCCCCGUGGAGUUUCAGGGAAUUCGAAGCCGCAGUUGAGGCCAUUGCCAGAGUCCAACACCCCAACAUUGUUAGACUCCGAGCUUAUUACUAUGCCAGUGAUGAAAAAUUGCUAAUUACAGAUUUUAUCCAUAAUGGGAGCUUAUACAAUGCUUUGCACGGAGGACCUGGAAAUUUGUUGGUGGCGCCGUUAUCAUGGGCAAUGAGAUUGAAGAUUGCUCGAGGCAUUGCGAGGGGUUUGGUGCACAUCCAUGAAUGCGGUCCAAAGAGAUAUGUUCAUGGGAACAUAAAAUCCUCGAAAAUCCUUCUCGAUGAAGACUUAAAGCCCUACAUAUCUGGUUUUGGAUUGACACGCCUUGUGCCAAGCCUGUCAGGUCAGAAAGGAAUGAACUCAAACCAGUUCAUAAUUAGCCCAAGAAGUUCAAACUCGUCCUUCGAGGCACCCGAAGCUCGGGCUGCAGGCAGCAAACUAACCCAGAAAUGUGAUGUGUAUUCUUUCGGGGUCGUGCUUCUGGAGAUUCUAACCGGGCGAUUGCCAGAUGGAGGAGGAGGAGGAGCAGACGAGGAUGGGAAGGGGAUAGAGUGCGUAGUGAGGAAGGCGUUUCGGGAGGAAAGACCGUUGUCAGAGAUCAUAGACCCCGCUCUUAUGCAUGAAGUUCAUGCCAAAAAACAGGUGGUGGCGACGUUUCAUAUCGCCCUGAACUGCACCGAGCUGGAUCCUGAACUUCGGCCUCGGAUGAGAGCUGUUGCAGACAGCCUAGAUCGCGUCAAAUCGCAGUGACAAGACAAUGUUUAAGGUGUUGUAGAGAAAUAUGGAGCCUUUAUUUUGUUGGCAUAUAAUGUUUAAGGUGUUUGGUUCAUUUGUUGUUUGAGAAUGGGAUGAGUUGAAGCAUUUUGUAAUGAAACUGAUGGUUGUUGCUUC
Ipomoea nil (Japanese morning glory) is the source of this 2287-nucleotide messenger RNA. Its product is annotated as receptor protein kinase-like protein ZAR1. The coding region runs from base 206 to 2146 and encodes 646 amino acids. Gene Ontology annotation, molecular function: protein binding; ATP binding; protein kinase activity. Gene Ontology annotation, biological process: protein phosphorylation. The record is from RefSeq and is a predicted model, not a curated record. Lineage: Eukaryota; Viridiplantae; Streptophyta; Magnoliopsida; Solanales; Convolvulaceae. The transcript is spliced from 2 exons.